Molecule: messenger RNA, 3986 nt
Organism: Dermacentor silvarum
Lineage: Eukaryota; Metazoa; Arthropoda; Arachnida; Ixodida; Ixodidae
Product: tetraspanin-33-like
Exons: 6
Coding region: 1699-2931 (410 amino acids)
Cellular component (GO): membrane
Source: RefSeq, a predicted model, not a curated record
UACCGUAGCGACCAUAAGGCCAUGGUCCCUGUGGUCGCUAAAUAAAUGAAAACCACCGGAUCAUGUAUAUUUCUCAUUCUUUAAUAGUUUAAAUAACCAAUUACACCAUCACGUCUUAAUAGCCAUAAUUGGAAAUACAUAAUUCCCACCACAGUACAGCUUCACUGGUCUUCCAUCUCCACCCCAGUGGAAGGGCUGACAGUUCUUUUUUAUAAUCGAUGCUGUAUAUUUCUCUUGCUUGUCUCAACCACAAUGAUCAGUUAAUGCUCUCAUCAGCAUAGAAUGCCCUGGCACUUCUCUAAGGUGGAUGUUCCAUACAGUCUGGCUGGGCGAAUAUCUCAGCAUUCCUUUACAAAGUGUUCAUUUAUCCCUGUGCACAGCACACAUACAUGUAGUGCCCUACUAAGGGCAGUCAAGGAAGUGCAUAAAACUUCCUCCUUGCCCAGUACCAAUGAAACAGCGCUGCUUCAUUGGUGUGUGCCUUUCGGCACAUAAUCUUGGCAGGGUUCCCUGCAGCACCCUCCUACGAAAGGUGGAGGAAGCGCAUAGGAGAAGAAGAACGUAAACUUUAUUUCCAAAUCAAUCAGAUUGGAGUCUGGUGUCUUUUUAGUGGGUCUGGGCACCCACCGCAGACGCGGUUCUGAGACCUUGUCUGUUCCCUUCACUGAAGUGGCACAUACCCAUCAUGGGGGAAUUUACCAAGAAUCAGGCGGUCUGCACAACAUACCUUGAAGAGGUUUAGAAAAUUAAAAAAAACUUAUAUGCUGGGGAAAGGCUUGUUAUUGAGCAGUCAAUUUUCAGACAUCUUAGUGUGGUGAAUCUAAAGACAACAACAACAAAAAAUUGCACAUUUUAGAAAGGCACGCGAUGCGAUGCAAGAAUUCAUUUAUUCAUAGCAUUGGAAACAUUUCGGUGAUUGCAAAUACAACUGAACGCACUGCUGUCAAGUCACUUCUCUGUCUUCUCCUUUCUAAUCCACAUGUCGUUUCCUCAAUUGCUCCGCUAUAUGAUGUCUAGCCUGUGUUCACUACCUUUCAAUAUACUUAACCUGUCGGAAGGGAAAUUCCUCUUGCAACACCGCUUUCGAAAAUGUGGAGAACUUGCUUUAAAUUUGUCCGGGACUUGUUCAAGCCCGUCUGACCCGCCGUGGUUGCUUAGUGGUUAUGGUGUUGGGCUGCUAAGCGCGAGGUCGCGGGGUCGAAUCCCGACCAUGGUGACCGCAUUGCGAAAACAUCAGUGUACUUAGAUUUAGGUGCACGUUAAAGAACCCCAGGUUGUCCAAAUUAUUCCAGAGUCCCCCACUACGGUGUGCGUCAUAAUCAUUUCGUGGUUCUGGCAUAUAAAACCCUAUAAUUCUUCAAGCCCGCCUUCGCCACCUCUGUACAACAGGCCCAGUACACCCUCCCGACCUUGAGCAAUGGAUUCAUGGAUCCCUCUAUCAUUCCGUAUUAAACUUUGUGCUGGAAACAAAUCUGUUUGUGUACGUAUGAGCGCAUCUUUGUAUUAUUCCCAAAGGCAGGCUUUCGAGUUGAAGCAACAUAGUUUGACAUGCAACAAACCAAUUUUUUCUUUCUUUUUUCAUCUUUUAUGCUGUCCUAUGAAGCUACUGUUAGACAAACAAAAUCUGAGUGCUCAGAAUGUAGAAGCAUAUGCAGGUAAAAAAAAAUGGACAAGAAUUGAAAUGGCAUUAGCAUACACAUGAACUUGUAUCAGAACAUUUUGGGCACAUUUGUUCUUUCAUGGGCUGGUGGCAUGUGCCACACUGUUCCAAAGAAGAAAAAGAAGAGCUGCUUUUCUCAGUGUGAAGACCAGCUUGUCGUCAGAGGGAUUCGUCAACCUGCAUUUGCUCCAGCCAUGGAGGAGGAAGCAACCAAGGCACGCAUUUUCCUCAAAGACGUCGAUGGAACCGAGGAACAGAAAUUUGUGCCCACCUCGGAGAAACUGGAGCCUGUCUGCUACGUCUCUGUCGCCACCCAGACAAAAGAUCUUGGUGACCCGAGCCCUGUAAUACGUCCUGUGGCACUAGCAGCCGACGUUACUGGCACAGAGGCAGCAGCACUCAACUUGGACGUGAACCCAUUUGUGCGCUACCCACUCAUCAUCAUGAACUGUGUUCUCUGGGUCCUUGGCCUCGUCCUUUUUGUCGGCGGCCUGUAUGCCUAUAUUAGCACUUCAUCGCGGGCCAGUGCUCCUGAGCCCUCGGAAACUGUUCUCAACAUCUACAGUCAGUUGGUGGUGCACGUGGAGGCGACGGUGAUGCUGGUGGGCACGCUGCUGGUGUUGCUUUCCUUCUGCGGCUGCGUCGGGGCACUACGCGAGAACACCUGCCUGCUGAAUGCCUACUCAUCGCUCAUCACUGCCCUGCUGCUGCUGAACCUCAUCGUGGGCCUGCUGGUGUUUUCGCUGCCCGCGCAGCUGAAGCGCAUGCUGCGCAGCACAUUGAGCACACACCUCGUCAUGCACUACCGGGACAGUCCCGACUUGCAGCACCUCAUCGACUCCAUUCAGGAGGACCUGCAGUGCUGCGGGCUGUCACAGAGAAGUUUCCGGGACUGGAACAGCAACAUGUAUUUCAACUGCUCACGAACCAAUCCCAGCAGUGAGCGCUGCUCAGUACCUUACUCCUGCUGCAGGCGAAACAGCACUCAAGAGGUGGUGAACUUAAGCUGUGGUCAGGGCGUGUUGAACAGGACCGACUAUGACGCAUGGUUCACCGUCUACACUGGCAACUGCGUCGACGCGGCACAUCGAUUUAUGCGGGAAAAUGUCACCAUCAUUACGGGAACUUGCCUGGUUUUUGUGAUCCUGCUUGCCUUUGUGCAAAUGGUCACGCAGGCACUGGUCGACGAAAUAUUCAUAAUUCGGCGCAUUUACGAGAAGGUCUAUGACCGCCUUUAUGACAUGCGCGCCAGUGCAGAUAACACGGAUUGACAUCUAAUAAACAUGUAUGUUUGUGUGUGUAAAUUAGUCAUUUGAUUUUUGACCAUCGUUCAUUUAAACAGCUUUUUUUCAGCAUAAAUCUUGCUCUUCUGUCAACUGCUCUGAGUUGUUCAAUGUUUUUUAAAUGUUGUGAACUGUGAAAAUAACGGUACAGUACAUUCUUUGAAGUGAAGUCCACCCUCUGUCUCAAUUGUAAUCAAUAUGCAGCAACAAUUUGGAGACAAAGGAUUGUUACUGUUGGGACUUGAAUACAUUGAUCUGGAUUGCAUGGGCUUCUCCCUCCUUACAUAGCAAAGGCGCUACUCUUCCACAAGUCCUUGACGUUGCUGUGUUGAUGGGGCAAAGCAUGAUGAUGCUGCAACGUUGAGAAGGAAGGGCUGCCUACUCUAAAUCUUUGCAAUGAUUGCAGCUAUUAACAGUCGUAGUGAUCGAUACAACAGAACAUCAGUGUUAAUUGAUGUAUAUGCAUAUAGCACAUGAGUGUUGUCUUUCCUGAUUUUCUUUUCUCCUGCUUGGCUAGGUGACUAAGUAUUGUUGGCCUCCCGAUUUAACGGAAGUACCUGUGGCGAUAUUGUCAAUAUUUUGGCACUCGUGUUGAAGUAAUGGUAUGACUCGUAUUAUCACAAUUAACAGUGCUACAAUUAUUCAUGUUGUUGGAGUAUUUGCACUUCCAUGUCAUGAUUAUUGUGCACGCAUUCACUCAUCAAAUCAUAUAGCUUGCAAAUAAAUUAUAAGAGCUUGUCAGUACUGCUCUGGUAAAUUAUUUUAUUAGGGACAGACACAACAUAUUGUGUUUAAACAGCACAACAGGUUAAAGAUAGCUUUGUGGAAAUUAUAGAAGCUUUCCAUACUAAAAAGUGAAAAAAAAAAAAAGUUUGUAGGCCAGCCUUGGCUAGCUCUGACUGAUGAAUAGUUUAGUUAAUUGCAAUCAGGAAGAUAUCCUGAAAGCCGUUGAUAUGGGCAUACCCAAUCACCCUUUUUUUUUUUUUCCACAGGCCUUCUGCAAGCCUUUCUUUUAAUAUUUGUUUUAUUGUGACAUCAACUAU